UUCCCAAACCGAUGGCGGGAAUGGACUCAGAGAAGCAACUCCUGUCUCUCAUUCGCGACUUCGCUUCCGAAAAUUCUCAUGGAGAGCACGAAAUCGUGAAUCUUAAGAAGCGCAUUGAAGAACUUCGAUCCGAGCUUAUUAAAGCGAAUGUAGAGCUCGAAGAUGCCAAGCUUGGCAAGGAAUCAUCGGAGCAAGAGCUCAAAGGCUACGAAGUCGAAUUAGCUAUGAACAAGGCCUCCAUUCAAACCCUAGAGGCGAGGAUUAAUUCUGUUCAAGAUGAGAUAUCUGCGCUUGGAUCUGAGUUAGAGGCUCUGAGGAACCAAGGAGAUGCCGAAAGCAGAGACGAUUUUAUUGAUAAAAUGCUGGAGCUUAAUGCGCGUAUAAGAAAGUUCCAUGAGUCUGUCGUCUCUGAUCCAAAUAAGGAGGAUUCUUGUGGAACAACAUCAAGCAAAGAAGGAGUCUCUAAAACCGCUGCUGAGGUUGAAAUUGUCCAAAGUGAACUUGAUCAAACAGUCUCCUGCAUCAAAUUGGAGAAACGAGCUUACGAAACUGAACAGAGUGUCCAUAAACUAGUUCAGCAGGAUUUAAGUGGUCUCGAAAGGAAAGCCUCACUGAUGGAGAGUAUUAUGAAAGAGGAUACAGAGUUGAGGGAGUUGACUAGGCAGACAUCUGAAUUGGAAGAGAAAUGUGCUUCGUUUAGAGAUGAGUUGCAGAGGAGGUUUCAAUGUCCCAGUUGUCAACGGGACAAUUCAGAGGCUUUGGAUGUGCUUCUCCAGACAAUCAGAACUUAAAAUCUUGAAA
Molecule: messenger RNA, 801 nt
Organism: Coffea eugenioides
Lineage: Eukaryota; Viridiplantae; Streptophyta; Magnoliopsida; Gentianales; Rubiaceae
Exons: 9
Coding region: 12-791 (259 amino acids)
Source: RefSeq, a predicted model, not a curated record